This is a messenger RNA of Colletotrichum navitas, 1842 nucleotides long. RefSeq lists its product as uncharacterized. The record is from RefSeq and is a predicted model, not a curated record. Lineage: Eukaryota; Fungi; Ascomycota; Sordariomycetes; Glomerellales; Glomerellaceae. The transcript has a single exon. Bases 1 to 1842 code for a protein of 613 amino acids.
AUGCCUCGCGAAAACAUCGCCCACGUAGAAGACGUUGACGAGGAAACUGGCUCCGUCAUCCAGGGAACCGGACAGUACGCCCAGUCGAUCGCUCCAGGAAGCCCAGGCAAGACAAAAGCCAAUAGCAAGUCCCGCAGGGAAAAGUCGAUGAGAAGACCUGUCACCUCCCCGCAACACGCUCUGACCGACUCGGAUGACACCGUCCACCCUGUCGUAUCCGAUAAGAGGGAGAGGGAAAGGGAGAGACGUGCUCAAGAGAGGGAAGCGGCGGCGGCAGCAGCUGAAAAAGAUGCCCGCCGAGAGGAGAAGCGUCAGCUCAGGAAGGAACAGGAGAGGGCUGCCCGCCAUGCUGAGCGCGAGCGCGCUGAACGGGAGCGAGAGCAGCGUGAGCGGGCUGCCGCCAAAAAGUCCGCAGUGCGCCCAUCAGCAAAGCACGUCAAGACAGCACCCGUCGUCCAUACCCAGCAAUCAGACCAGUACAGAAGACCACGAUUUGAUGACGACGCCUCGCAGUACGGCAUCCAACCGGCAUCGGGCUCGCGGCCCAGAGCCAUGUCAACCCGCCCAAGCAGCUACUAUGGCCCAGGUUCCCGACCUCCGACGUCCAACAAGCAAUGGCAUUCCGCUCAGGCUGCCUCGCCUUUUACCCCGGCACCGAAUCCUUCGCCCUUUGCGCCAUCUCCUCACGCGCCUCCCCUUGCUUCUCAGCAUGCUCCAUCGCCUUUCUCCCCGGGUCCGAUACCGGUUCCUAUGCAAGAGCAAUCCCCCUUCGCCCCGGGCACAUCAUACCCCCCACCAGCUUGGGGCCCAGGGAGUGUUCCGUACCCGAUGCAGCCACCGCCUCCGCAAACGCCGACCGACUACUUCCCCCCAGACCUCAUGUCUAGCAGUCCUCGGCAUUCUAACCUGGCUCGACGCUUCCAGCAGAGGCCUUCGUCCGCCAUGGGACAUCGAUCCAUGUCGGUAUCUUCUUUCGACUAUGAAGAUUAUGGGCCGACCUACGAACAAGAGAACAUCGUCAGGCGGCAGUCGCUGAAGAUUCGGGACGUUGAAGAUCGCAAACUGAUGCCGCCACCCCCGCCGCGUUCGAGGACGGCUGUUCCGUCACGACAGGCACUUCGCCCUCCGCCUCCGCAGCGACAAAUUGCGUCUCAUGGCUACGAGUCGGAUGAUUUUGAUGGCGACGAAUCCAUGUACCAGGAGAUCGUCCCUCGAGGAUACGAAUAUGACGAUGGUGUGGUUUCCAGGCCUCGUUCGCACCGCCGGGGCUCUAGCACGUACAGCCGUGAGGGCUACCAGAUCGAGCCCGUUCCCGCCCCCCGCAGUAGCCGCCGUCAUUCAUACAUGGCUGGUGAGAGCGGUAGCAUGUCGCAAUCCAAGUACGACUCUGCUGCGGCCGCUGCUUUAGCCUACCAGAACGGCGUGAGCGGCGCUGCGGAACCUCUGACUGCUGCGGCUUUGUCCAAGGCCGAGAAGAAGAGCAAGAGCAGCAGGUCCAGUGGGAGCAGCGGAAGCCGCGAUGAGAGCGAGUUUCGACGCAGUGCUACUACACGAACCACUCGGUCGUCCACCGGCGACGGCGAAGACAUUACCAUCAAAGUCACUGGACAGGCUGUCCUUAGGGUAGGCAACGCUGAGAUCCAGUGUCAAGACGGUGGUGAAAUCAACAUCAGCCAGCUAGGACGCCUCGGCGGCAGCGACAGGGCCAGCACCAUCUACUCUGACGACCGUCGGAGCCGCAUGGAGCGACUGCCAAUCCGCGCUCGAUCCCCAAGCCAGUCCGACUCUUACAGUCGAGCCCAGUACGACGGCUACGACUACCCAAGAAUCCCGUUUACCUGA